GACUCCGGGCCGGUUCAGUCGCCGCCGCCGCCGUUCUUGCCCAGGCGGCCCCGCGGCCGCGCCCCCUCGCCGUCCGUCCCCGAUCGCGGAGCCGCCCGGCAGAGCCGGCUUGGGAGCGGCAGCCAUGUCCAUGGGCCUGGAGAUCACGGGCACGGCGCUGGCCGUGCUGGGCUGGCUAGGCACCAUCGUGUGCUGCGCGCUGCCCAUGUGGCGGGUCACGGCCUUCAUCGGCAGCAGCAUCAUCACCGCGCAGAUCACCUGGGAGGGCCUGUGGAUGAACUGCGUGGUGCAGAGCACCGGCCAGAUGCAGUGCAAGGUGUACGACUCGCUGCUGGCGCUGCCGCAGGACCUGCAGGCAGCCCGCGCGCUCAUCGUGGUGGCCAUCCUGCUGGGCGCCUUCGGGCUCCUCGUGGCGCUCGUGGGCGCGCAGUGCACCAACUGCGUGCAGGACGACACGGCCAAGGCCAAGAUCACCAUCGUGGCGGGCGUGCUGUUCCUGCUGGCCGCGCUGCUCACCCUGGUGCCGGUGUCCUGGUCGGCCAAUACCAUCGUGCAGGACUUCUACAACCCGCUCGUGCCCGAGUCGCAGAAGCGCGAGAUCGGCUCGGGCCUGUACGUGGGCUGGGCGGCGGCGGCCAUGCAGCUGCUGGGCGGCGCGCUGCUCUGCUGCUCGUGCCCCCCGCAGGAGAAGAAGUACGUGCCCGCCAAGAUCCUCUACUCGGCGCCGCGGUCCGCCGCAGGGCCGGGCACGGGCACGGGCACGGGCACCGCCUACGACCGCAAGGACUACGUCUGAGGGGCCACCGCCGACGCGUGCAGGAGCGCCCACCCGUCCAGCCGCCAGCCUGGCAUCGGAAACCGGCCCAGCUCAGACGUCCGGCAGCCCUCUCCCUGGACUGGCAGGGGCCAGCCCGUCGCCCCUUUCCCCAGCUGCCACUCCUCCUCCGCGGGCAGGCAGCGGUGGGACCGCGAAACCAGGGGAGCAGCCCGCAUAGACAAUGAAACCUCCCCCUCUGGAGCGCGGGGUAGGGUGGCCACGCUGCCCCAAAGCCCUUGUGGGGCAGGCCCCGGCGGCCCUGGAAGGGGCCACUUGAUAUUCUUCUUCAAUAAAAGCCUUUCGUUUUGCA
This is a messenger RNA of Pipistrellus kuhlii (Kuhl's pipistrelle), 1127 nucleotides long. It is a transcript of the gene CLDN3, whose product is annotated as claudin 3. The coding region runs from base 125 to 796 and encodes 223 amino acids. Gene Ontology annotation, molecular function: structural molecule activity. The transcript has 2 exons. The record is from RefSeq and is a predicted model, not a curated record. Lineage: Eukaryota; Metazoa; Chordata; Mammalia; Chiroptera; Vespertilionidae. Gene Ontology annotation, biological process: cell adhesion; bicellular tight junction assembly. Gene Ontology annotation, cellular component: bicellular tight junction; plasma membrane.